This is a messenger RNA of Ostrinia nubilalis (European corn borer), 5811 nucleotides long. RefSeq lists its product as uncharacterized. The transcript has 4 exons. Gene Ontology annotation, molecular function: RNA-DNA hybrid ribonuclease activity; nucleic acid binding. The record is from RefSeq and is a predicted model, not a curated record. Lineage: Eukaryota; Metazoa; Arthropoda; Insecta; Lepidoptera; Crambidae. Bases 1 to 5811 code for a protein of 1936 amino acids.
AUGGCAGACCAGCCUACCACAUCCCCAACUGAGAAGGAGAGGGCAGGACCCUCGCCUAAAAAUACGACUACAGCCUCCAGGGUGAGGCGCAGCACAGGGGAAGGGGAGAGCGGUAAGACUGACCCAAAGCCGUGUACGUCGGCAACGCAUCCGCACUCACAGGUGAUAACUAUAUCACCACCACCGACAAAAACUACCACCAAGAUGACUGGUCAGCCUAAAUUGAAGCUGAAGAUAGCGCCAACCGCCGAGACGCGGCCGGCAGCUCGCAGACCGUCGGUAGAGACACCGGCUUCAACUACAACCACGACGACAAAAUCGCCACAAUCGGCGAAAUUGACAGGUAGAGCUCACGAAGGACGGGUCUGGCUUCAGAGGGCGAAAUCUCAUGUUAAUGAGUCUCGCAAUCUGAGGACAGACCUGAAAGAGGGCAUGAUUAUGGCCGUCGAUAAGCUCUACCAAUUGUUGAAGGAAGCAGUGGCGGAAUUGGAAGAGGAAAAGAAUAAGAACAAGGAACUCAAGGGCAAGGAAAGAGAAGGAAAGAAGGAAGGGAACGACAAAAAGGACACGGAGGACUCAAGAGCACUUAGUAAGGAAAUGGUAGAGCUCAUAAAGGAGCAGAGCAACAAGAUAGAGCAGACGAACAUCGAACUAUCAAAGCUCAGAGAGUCCGUCCUUAACAACCAGGCCACCCAGAGAGCGUCUUACGCUGAAAUAACCGCGGACCAGAGCAGAAGGCAAGCAAACAAUAACAACGAUAGGAGCUCUUUACACUCCAUCGUUGUUACGUCCCGGAAUGAACAAGAGAACAGCGAAGAGGUCCUCAAACAGGUCCGACAGGCUGUGAACGCAAAAGACGGCUGGGUGACUGUGGAGAGGGUCAGGAAGGUGAAGGACAAAAAGGUUAUUAUAGGAUGCAGAACAGUAGAGGAACGGCAAAAGGUUCAAGACAGGCUAAAGAGUGCAGGAGAUCGACUCCUUGUCGAGGAGAUGAAAAACCAGGACCCGAUGCUGGUCCUCAAGGAUGUAUUGUCGUACAAUACCAACGAUGAUAUCAUCGCUGCCUUGAGAAACCAGAACGGAGGGGUUUUCCAGGGCCUCGACAAGGGGGACGAUAGGAUGGAAUUUAGGUACCGCCGUAAGGCGAGGAAUCCGCUCAUGAACCAUAUCGUCCUACGGGUGUCACCUCAGAUAUACAACAGGAUGAUGAGCUGCGGCACGGUCCACGUCGACAUGCAGAGGGUGAAGGUGGACGAUCAAUCUCCCUUGGUGCAGUGCUCCAUGUGCCUAGCAUAUGGACAUGGCAGGAGAUUCUGCAAAGAGACCGUGCCGAAGUGUAGUCAUUGUGGCGGACUGCACAUGAAGCAGGACUGCCCGGAUUGGUUGGCAUCGGCAGCACCAACUUGUUGCAACUGCAUGACCGCGAAGGUUGACACCCCAGUAGAGCAUAACGCUUUCAGCGCCGAGUGCCCCAGGAAGGAACUGGCGACCACAGAACUCAUGAUUGAGGCCAGUGAGCGUAAACUCGCACUAGCACUGCUCCAGGAGCCGUAUGUGGGUGGGGUGAGAAGGAUGAAGGAUUACCGUGGGGCGAGACUCUACCAAAAUGCGACAGUAGGAGAUGGGACUGUGAAGGCGGCAAUAGUUGUCUUCGACGACAGCCUUGACGUCAUCCAGUGCCCGAAACUCACUAACAACAAUAUUGUUGUGGUGAGGAUCCGAACCGCAGCUUGGGAAAUCGCGGCGGUAUCCUUCUACUUCGAACCGGACCAGCCCAUAGAGCCAUACUUGGAGCAGCUUCGGACCAUCAGAGAGGAGUUGGGCCCUAUGUCACUGCUAAUAGGAGGAGAUAGCAACGCUAAGAGUACCUGGUGGGGUAGCACCGUAGAAGACCACAGGGGGAAAGAACUGUCCGGGACCCUGGAAGAGUCUGGGCUUCAGGUACUAAAUACUGGUGAUACGCCUACCUUUGAUACCAUCAGAGGUGGAAGAGCGUUCACCAGCCACGUGGAUAUAACAGCCUGCACCACAGAUCUACUGGACCUGGUAGAUAACUGGAGGGUAGACCAGAACAUGACGAGCUCUGACCACAACGCCAUACUUUUUCACAUUAGUCUCCGCAAAAGUCGAGGCCUGAGAGUGGAGCGAACCACCAGGCUCUAUAAUACAAAGAAGGCGAAUUGGGACAUUUUUAGAGAAAAAUUUUCAGAAAUAAAAUUGCAAAACAAUAUUAAUAUCGAAUUAAUUAAUAAUAUUAGUGACAAAAACGAUUUGGAACAAGUUAUACAAAAUUAUUCAAACAGCAUAACGGCAGCAUGCCAGUUUAGUAUGCCAGCCAAAAGGAGUACUGAGGUACUCAAAGUCCCAUGGUGGAAUGAUGAGCUCACGAGGCUAAAAAGGGUUACCACUACCUUCAGGCGAAAGAUCAAGAACGCGGCGCCGUACCGCAGAGAAAUAGUGGUAGCCCAGUACCUAGAAAAGAAGGAAGCCUACGAGUGCCAAGCCAAGAAAGCCCAAAUAGCAAGUUGGAAGGAGUUCUGCGAGAAACAGGAUCGGGAAGGACUCUGGGAGGGGAUAUAUAGAGUCAUAAGGAGAACCACCAGGAGACAAGAAGACUUGACCCUAACCAAAGACGGUGCAUUCCUGAACCCAAGAGAAUCGGUGAACCUUCUAGCGGAGACAUUCUACCCGAAAGACCUGGAGGCAACAGAUAACGAAGACCAUCGCCGGACCAGAGAGGCGGCAAAGCGGGUAAACGACCUGGGUCAUGAUGAACACCAUGAUCCACCGUUUACACCGCUGGAGCUACAGACCGCGGUGGGGAGUUUCAACCCAAAGAAGGCCCCCGGAGCGGAUGGCUUCACGGCAGACAUCUGCAGGAGAGCGAUCUACCAGGAUCUGGACGCCUUCCUUGCCCUGGCCAACAAGUGCCUUGAGAUAGGGCACUUCCCGGACAUUUGGAAGGAAGCCACUGUUGUGGUAUUAAGAAAACCGGGCAAGGAAGAUUACACGAAUCCCAAGGCAUACAGACCAAUUGGCCUGUUGCCGGUCUUGGGAAAGAUCCUGGAGAAGAUGGUAGUAGCACGGAUGAAAUGGCACCUAGUACCGCGGAUUAGUACUCGCCAGUACGGAUUCAUGCCCCAGAGGAGCACCGAGGACGCCCUCUAUAAACUAAUACACCACAUCAAGGGUAAGAUUGGGCUGAAGAAGCUAGUAACCCUAGUGUCAUUGGAUAUAGAGGGCGCCUUCGAUAGCGCGUGGUGGCCAGCUAUCAGAGUCCGUCUGGCUGAGGAAAAGUGCCCGGUCAAUAUCAGGAGGCUACUGGACAGCUACCUCGACUGCAGAAGAGUCAAAGUAAGGUACGCCGGGGAGGAAUGCACGAGGAGCACGAACAAAGGAUGUGUGCAAGGGUCAAUCGGUGGCCCGAUCCUGUGGAAUGUCCUUCUUGACCCUCUGCUGCAGGAAUUGGAGAGGAGGCAAUACUACGUGCAAGCCUUCGCGGACGACGUGGUGAUGGUGUUCGAUGGGGACACUGGUCUUGAGGUGUCGAGACAGGCCAAUGCCGCUCUAGCCUUUGUUCAGCGGUGGGGAGUCGUAAAUAAGUUGAAGUUCGCGCCUCACAAGACGUGCGCCAUGGUUUUGACGAGAAAACUGAGGUACGACGACCCGCUGCUGACCAUGGGAGGGGUUGACAUUGGACUGUCAACGGAGGUAAAGAUUUUAGGGCUCACCAUUGACCAUAAGCUGACAUUUAACACACAUGUUGCGCUCCAGUGCAAAAAGGCACUGGACAUUUACAAACAACUCUCGAGAGCAGCUAAGGUCAGUUGGGGUCUACAUCAAGACAUAAUCAGGACCAUAUAUGUAGCAACAGUAGAGCCCAUCAUCAUGUAUGCGGCGGCAGCUUGGGCGCCUGCAUCAAGUAAGCUGGGGGUGCAAAAGUUGCUCUCUACAGUGCAAAGGGGUUUCGCCCAAAAGCUAUGUAAAUCCUACCGCACAGUCUCUCUACACUCGGCACUGGCACUGGCGGGGAUACUUCCUCUCGACCUGCGAAUACAGGAGGCAGCUGCCCUGUACUUUGCGAGGAGAGGGUCGCCCCCGCCGGUUCUGGGAGACAGAGAGACCGAGAGUGUGGUAGGGUUUGCAGAAGCUCCACAUCCCGCUGAACAUAUGAGCCUCGAGUUCGUGAGUCUGGUAGAUCAACACCUUGUGGACCAACACAACGUGCAGGCGGUGCGAAUCUUCACCGACGGGAGCAAGAUUGAAGGGAAGGUCGGAGCCGCAUUAUCCUGGUGGAAUAAUGAGGCCGAGAUCCGGAACUCCAAACUCAGCUUAUCCGCGUACUGCACGGUCUAUCAGGCGGAACUCUUGGCCAUAUGGAAGGCGUCGGGCCAAAUCCUAAAAGGGGCGGAAGCGAGUUAUGGUCUAUACAGUGAUUCGAGGGCAGCGCUGGAGACGAUCACAAACCAUGACUCACUUCACCCUCUUGCUGUGGAGACGAGGAAGAAUCUGCGGACGGCCUCCACCCAAGGCAAAGCUGUGUCUUUGUUCUGGGUGAAAGCCCACGCAGGUCUUCCUGGCAACGAGCGCGCCGAUGAGCUGGCAAAGGAGGCAGCACUGGCAUCCAAACGGAAGCCAGACUACGACCGGUGUCCGAUCUCUUACGUUAAGAGACUAAUUCGAGAAGACACCCUGGAUAAAUGGAACGAUAGGUACACACAGGGUGACACCGCGUCAACCACCAAGUCUUUUCUCCCUGAUGCAUACACGGCGUACAAGUUUGCUCGCAAGAUAGGACCGACAGGGAUGCUCACCCAGAUCUUAACAGGACACGGUGGGUUCGCCCAGUACUUGAACCGAUUCAAGUGCAGGGAUAACCCAUCGUGUAUCUGCAAUCCGGACUGUGAAGAAACAGUCCUUCACUUGCUCACAGAGUGUCCCGUCCACGCCCGCGAGAGGUACGACACUGAAACAAAAUUAGACAUGCUUUUCACUGGUCACGGGGGUCUGAGGAGUUACCUCCAUAGGUUUAAGCUCUCGCCGGUUGAAACCUGUGUCUGCGACGACUCAACCAGCGAAACAGUAGAGCACAUCCUGACCGAGUGCCCUAGGUUCUCGGCCAGGCGUCAUGACUGCGAACACAGGAUUCAACGGGCGAUUGAGCCGCCGGUCCUCGCGCCCGGUCCGCGUCGGUCCGCGUCGGUCCGCGUCGGUCCGCGCCGGUCCUCGCGCCCGGCCCUCGCGCCCGGCCCGCGCCGGUCCUCGCGCCCGGUCCGCGUCGGUCCGCGCCGGUCCGCGCCGGUCCUCGCGCCCGGCCCUCGCGCCCGGUCCGCGCCGGUCCUCGGGCCCGGUCCGCGUCGGUCCGCGUCGGUCCGCGCUGGUCCUCGCGCCCGGCCCUCGCGCCCGGUCCGCGCCGGUCCGCGUCGGUCCGCACCCGGCCUAUCACCAAGUGCCGGUGAAACAUACAUAGACGACUGGGCGGUCCUCGCGCCCGGUCCGCGUCGGUCCGCGCCGGUCCGCGUUGGUCUGCGGCGGUCCGCAUCGGUCCGCGGCGGUCCGCAUCGGUCCGCAUCGGUCCGCGGCCGGUCCUCGCGCCCGGUCCGCGCCGGUCCUCGCGCCCGGUCCGCGUCGGUCCGCGUCGGUCCGCACCCGGCCUAUCACCAAGUGCCGGUGAAGACAUACAUCGACGACUGGGCGGUCAUCGUGCCCGGUCCGCACCCGGCCUAUCACCAAGUGCCGGUGAAACAUACGUCGACGACUGGGCGGUCCUCGCGCCCGGUCCGCACCCGGCCUAUCACCAAGUGCCGGUGA